AUGUCCAUUAAGGAAAUUGAACAGUGCCUAACUCUGCUCAAGCAGACCAUAUCUUGUCCAAUAUGGGCACUCACUUCGGCUGAAAAAUUUGAGCAAAUAGCCCUCUUGGGUAAGAAAAUUAUCGACGAUUUUGUUGAGGAAAGCAGGCGUGAAUUCGUUCCUGUGACCAAAUUUGAACAACUUCAUCUAAGCCAAGAACUUAGUCAAGCUCAGGUAGGUUCACUGCCCCUCACUGUUAAGAAUGUGCAGCCUAAGGUUGUUUCAACAAGGAACAAAAGUUCGGAAACGGUUGUAGCGAGCAGUCUAAGAUCUGGCUUCUCUCUUUUAACAAAGAGGUACUCACGUUGCGACCAACCAAGAACAUGCAAGCGAACGGCGGUCGCACUGGGUGCUUCCGCUCGUAUUCUUAAGCAUCGUAUGCCUUCCAAGGAACUUGUGCCUGUGCCUGAUAUAGACGAGCCAACACAGCCCAUGAGGGCUCAGGGUAGUGACGAAGCAUUACCUGAUGGACUUUUCGCUAUGACUCAAACUCCCCUAGUGAUAGAGCCUGCUACCUUGACACUCGACGAGCUUCCUGACCCAUCGAAUAAGGAUAAUCAGGCACAGGUCGUAGAUACUGAGGGCAAUUCAAUGAGACGCUCUAGGGUGGAUGGUGACUUAUCGAGCUGCUGUCAACGGGGUUCAAAACUCUCUCUUGUAUCUUCGCUCAAACGCAGCUCUUUCUUACGGAGUAUCUCGCGCAGUAACAAGCGCCGAAAUCAAAGCCAGUCGCCCGAACCGGAGGCUUCGCCUGUCAGUUCGGACAUUCCGUCGCUGCGUGAGCGCUUAUCCACUUCUUCGGCGGCUACUCUUAGACGGAAAAAGCGGAGGAAGACUAACGAACUCUAUUCCCCAUGGCUACACAACUCACGUCUACACUUUUUGAAGAAGUAUCGUAUCCCUCCGGCCUUCUCAAAGGCACGCACUUCGGACCCUUCUACUAGUCCUAACGUCUUCAGUCCCGGAUGGUCACGUCUAAAGAGUCUGAGCGCAGAGUUUGGUCGGCAGUCAAAAACACAGUUGCUUAUUCGCUCAACGAAGAAGCGCUCCUCUUCGAAGCGUGACUUCAAGUCUGUUGAGGUAACUUCGAGACAGCCAAAUUUGGGUCCUGUUUGUCGCUUUAUUUUACCUUCAAGAGGUCCUCUGUUUGAGGUCUCACAGAAGGAAAAAGUGGAUGCGCUCUUAUGUUCUCGUUGUGGCUGUGAAAUUAUUUUCUUUUCGAAACCUGCUGCUGUUUUAACCAGCUCCAAACCCUGUCCCAUUGUUCGAGAUUUGGGAGUCUAUUGGCCCGAGUCGUGGCGACAGUCUCCCCAAAUGAUAAGGCAAACAAAUAUCUCAACAGCACUAGAUUCUGCUGUCAAUAUCAUAUCCUCAUCUGUACCCCAAACCCCAUGCAACAGCCAUCAAUCCUGUGCUCCAGCGAAGAGCAAUGAAAUCAGCCAUAUUCAGAUCUCGAUGUCAUCAGAAAAAGGCACGCCGUCUACUAUCAAUAUCCAACCUUCACUUGUUCCGCAGUCAUUCAGUUUGAACACCCAAUCUUCCGAGGGAAACUAUGAGGAACAGGUGUGUCGCAAAAAACUUGACAGGAGGCCCAGUGUUUUCGAAUACGUUAUCAAGUAUCAUCAGUUUCUUAAUUUAUUCACAAGCUUGGAAAUUAGAAAACCUACUCAGAUUGAUAAAACCUAUUUUUUAUAA
Molecule: messenger RNA, 1734 nt
Organism: Hydatigera taeniaeformis
Lineage: Eukaryota; Metazoa; Platyhelminthes; Cestoda; Cyclophyllidea; Taeniidae
Source: the annotation of a GenBank genome assembly